AUGAAUGCUUCGCCGCUAACUGAUGAAACUGUAACUUCUGUCUACGCUUCUGGACAUCCUAAUAUCACAUGUCCGAAAGAUGCUGUUAAACUUCUCUUUGAUAAAUCAGUAUAUCAGUCAGCAUCGAAAAUCAAGCGUGAAUUACAUGAACAUGAAAUCACCCAAGAUGAACUGGAUGUUGUAGCGAAAUACGGUCGAUUUCCUUAUCGUCCGAGUGAUUUAUUUCUUAAACUCUUUUAUGGUGCGAUUCGUACCCUCGAUGCUGAUCCAAUGGCCGGUUGUGUAUCACCAAAUUUAGUCGGUGAAACUGCUCGCAUUAUUGGUGAUGCUCUACGCGAUUUGAACAAACGCGCUGCACAAGAAAAUCGUUUUGUGAUCGUCAAGCUUAUGAUUGAUCAUUUCAAAAUCGGAAACAUCCUACAUCCACAUAUGAUUCUACCACCAAACAAAUGGGCACAAUGCAGUAUUCCUACAGCUGAAGAACUUCCUAAUCUCAUGAUAGAAGUGAAUAUCUACCACCAGCUCAUCAUGGGUGCAUUUCAUGCGAAAUUUCUUGUCGUUGACCGAAAGAUCACUUUGUUGAAUACUAAUAAUAUUUAUGAUCGGCCAAAUUUAGAAAUGAUGAUGCAUUACGAAGGAGAUAUUGUCAAUUCAUUUUACGAUACAUAUCUGAUUACUUGGCAGUUACCGUUCGAGCCAGAGCCUGCCUACUUACGAGAAGAAGCACCAAUCAAUCGGGAUUUCCAUUUCGGACUCGAUAGUGCUUUGAAUGCAUCUGUGAAAGGUUCGUUACAAAAAGCUGCUGAUCGAGCACGACGACAACUUCAGCGUCGUCGAAGCGUUGAACAAAGUUCAACAUCUCACAAGACUUUCUCGGAGAUCCCACACCGAGUUAUAUCGAACAAUCAAUCCGCUGAUUCGCACACUGAACUAAUAAAAGUAGAAAAAGAACCACAAAAUAGUGUUGUUGGUUAUAUCACUCCUCUUUCACAAUGUUCUCUCACUAUUCAUCUCAAUGGAUCGUCUCCAUCUGCUCAAAGAACGGAAACCCCGAAUACUCUAUCUGCCCAACAGCUGGAACAGCUCUUAGAAGAUUUCAAUCCUUUUAUUUUCCAUACGCCACAUCAACCUGUUCCAAUCGCUCUCGUUAGCCGUAUGUCGCACGGUGCGCCAGGUCAUGGAGAUACUGUUAAUCCACAGAAUGGCGCAUGGCUGAGCGCCUUUCGAUAUGCUCAACAAUCGAUAUUUAUCCAAUCUCCGAUGUUUAAUGCAUCACUCGCUAUCGACGGAGUUAUCAACGCAUGUCAGCGCGGUAUCAAAGUUACUCUAUGGCUCGAUUUAGGGUAUGACUAUUUGAAAGAAGGCUUCGGAACAUUUCAAGGUGGAACGAACCAGCACGUGGCAAAGAAACUCUUUCGAAAAUUGAAAGAAAACAAUAAUGGAUCAGAGAAGAAUCUCGACAUUUUCUGGUAUACUGCAAAAGGUUUUUCAUAUAAUCGGCCAAUUCUUUCUUCUACUUCGCAAUGGAAUCCGAAUGGCACAACAAUUGCGAACGAAUCUAUCAUCGGAUCAAAUCCUUUUGAUUUCUUUAUCAAUCAGAAUAAUACAAUUUAUAUUUCAAAUAAAAAUAAGGAACAAAUCCUCGUUUUUCUCUCUGGAAAUGUGAGUUUAAUUAAAGCUAUAUCUGUCAAUAUAACAAAUUCAUCAAGUUUGUUUGUAACCACAAAAGAAGACAUUUUUGUUGAUACGUUUCACUCCUCAACUAAUGUUGUAAGUGAAAUCAAGUCGAAUUCGACAAAGUUGAUUCCAAUUCCACGAAUGAAUUUCUGUCAACAAUGUUUUCAUCUUUUCUUAAGUGAAAGUUAUCAAACUCUUUAUUGUUCAUUAUCUGAACAACAUCAAGUUAUUUCCAGAUCAUUAAUCAAUCCAUGGAGCCAUUCGUCAAUUGUUGCGGGAACAGCGAGUCCCGGUUCCACAUCAGCAACAUUUCGCAAUCAUCGAGGAAUCUUUUUUGAUGAAAAAAGCCGAGAACUACUCGUUGCAGAUUGCGGAAACCAUCGAAUUCAAUUAUUUGAGUAUCAAAAUUUACUGGGAACAACUGUCGUCGGAAAUGGAUCGCCCAACGUUACAUUUGAUCUUGAUUGCCCAACUGGAAUUGCGCUGAAUAGUGAAAAGGGUUCAGGUGCAAAUCAAUUAAGGUAUCCGUCGGCUCUUAGUUUUGAUUCGGUUGGAAAUAUUCUCGUUGUUGAUCAAGGAAAUAGUCGAAUUCAAAAAUUUAACCUGAUUAUCAAUUCAGGAUUUUCAACUAUUUGCUCGAAUAGUUCGACAACCAUAGCUACGACAACAGUAGCACCUGGUGCAGCAACAACAUUAUGGUACAUGAACAAUCCCUGCUCACCACAAACUACCUACAUGCACGUCACAUUAUCGUACGUUGCGCAGAGUGCCAAAGAAACAAUAACAUUCGCUGUAGUCAAUGUCCCGGCCUACACAUGGUUAGAUGACAUAUCUGUUGUCGAUGCAACUACUUCAGCACAACUGCUCUGCAAUGGUGAUUUCGAAAAUGGAACAUGCUCACCAUGUUGGAUCGGAAGUGGUUGUACGGGUCACAUUUCGACAAAUACACCACACAACGGAACAUAUGGUAUCUACAACGGAGCCACAUCGAUGACUUAUAUGCAGCAGACGUUCAAUACUACUAUUGGUCGACAUCUAAGAAUUGGUUUCUGGACUAAAUGGAGCGGUAGUAUUAGUACAGGUAUCACGACGAGUGUAUCAAUACAACCUUAG
Adineta ricciae is the source of this 2790-nucleotide messenger RNA. The record is from the annotation of a GenBank genome assembly. NCBI's taxonomy places the organism in Eukaryota, Metazoa, Rotifera, Eurotatoria, Adinetida, Adinetidae.